AUGAUAAUGGGCUUUCGGGGUCAAGAUAUAACUGUUACUUCGAGGUACUUAACGGAAUGUAAAAAUUUAAAAAUGUUUGCUCGAGCCUGACUAAGAAAAUGGAUUUGAAGUGGCUAAAGAGAAUGGCUCUUAAAAGAGAAAUCAUUUUUUUUCCUUUCUUUGACAAAGUUAACGCCUAUACUACUGAGUAAUUGUGCAAUCCGCCAGUGACCUAUAAUACGUAGCUUGCAACAUGGCCCUUGUAACAUGUGCAACCCUAGAGAAAAUUAUUGAUCUGUUCGUGGAACUAUUUAAUUGUGUAUCACAUUGUCACUAUUAAAACACUAAAAUGAUUGCUUCUACAAAUAUUGAAAUGUUGGAGGCUUCUUACCGUUAGCUGCUGACUGAGGCGGAUUAUCAUUAUGAGAAUUUUUUCUUUUGUUUUUCUUUUACAAUUUUAAUGAUUUCAUGCCGUUUCUUUUUGUCUCUUUGAAAUUCCAAAAAGCCCAGGGCUUACAUUCCGUUUUUCCACUUAAAAAGUAAUCAACAGUCUUGUUAAGCUUUUUCUUUUCUCCCAAACGUUAACUUAGCUCCUUCUUGUAAAGAGAACUGUCCCUGUUAACGUCUGGUUAUUGCAAGCGCAUUUUUUUAAACAUGUCAAUUCUUAUUAUUCCUGGCAUUUUUACAGCAGUAACACGCCUAAGUUUUCUAAUACUCUGCUUUUCUCUUUUGUUGCCAAUUGUCUGAUAAAAAUCUAAAGACUACCUUUAUUUGAUAUCGUUCUUGUUUCUCUGUGAUCUUUUCUGCAGGGUAAAUAUGCGGGCUUACGCAAACCGCGGUGAUACACAAAGAUCUUACCCGUGGGAGAGAGAGAAACGUGUCGAAUUGUCCCACAGCUGGGGAGGAGAGGCUUGGGAUAAAGACUAUAAGAGCGACAAAACCCACCUCAUGAAUGGAUUCACACAGCCACAAGGCCCGUCUUGCAAAAAGUACAUCUCUGUAGUUUCCGAAGGAAAUUACUUCAUAGCCUCCAAGGCGCCCCUUCCAGAUCGCAUCGAGCUUCGGAUGUGUGGUACCACAGGGUUUGGGCAAAACAACCGCACUCUGUCCAUACCGGACUUAUACCGCGUCAAGAUGAAACCCAUUCCGGAAGUAUUCGAGGACACGAUAGACGCGGUCCAGGUUCGACGAGAAGAGGUCCAGUUGGAAGGUGCUUGUCCUUUGCACAGCCAUUCUCCGAGAAGUGGUUCUCUAAAGGAGAUGUAUGUGUCACAAUACACGCACCACUUUGAUCCAAGCGAGCCUCGCUCACACAUUGCCGGGUGGAAGGUGGACAUCGAACCGAACGGAAUCCCUCACCGCAGAUCUCGCAUGUGCGUACUCAACAACCCCGUCGUUUCGGGAUCUCGAAAGAGACCCGAACGCCCGAAGUCUGCACCUCCAACAUUAGCGUACGAGUUUGACACAUUUUCGGAAGACAUCGAAGACGACAGACUCUCGUGCGCCACUCUGCCUAAUUUUCAUCAAGACUUCAACGGCCCUACCCGAAGUACCGAGGACUUAUCGAUACGUCUCAAAGAUCUUAUCGUCGAUGCUCAACCUCCAGACUACCCAAACGACGACAGCUCAUUCGGUUACGAUCCUAGUGAUGACACAUCGGAAACUUCUUCGGCGUUUUACCAGGACCAAGGCUCCUACAGAAAGCGCGAUCCCGCCAGAUUUAGCUACAGCCGUCCCAGGUUGCUUCGACUUGGUCCCGAUUUUCCUGGAGUCCGAAAUCUGGAAAAAAUGCGUCGAAAAAGACAAAGUAUGGGAUCAUCUUCAACUGGCUCUCUUUCUUCUUCCCCUUCGCCGUCUCGAGGCGAAUAUGGAUUUUUCGUGGCACUUACAUCGAAAGAUCAAAUACCACAACAAAAGCACGGCAGAUACUACUCCAUGACUUAAGAGGAAAGUGAUUUUAAGUUAUUGAUUUGAACAAAUUGUUCAAAACUGAAAAGAAUAUUACAGCGGCAAAAUUUUGUGCGCUCGAUGCGCAAGGCAUGCCGGGGCAGAAGGACUGAGACUUGAAGAACAAAAGUAGGGUUUUCCACCAUUUAACUUUAUCAGCACUUUUAAUUUCUAAAGAAUCAUCUAUAGAUUUUUUUUUAAAUGAUUAUUUUUUUCUUUUAUCUUUAUAGCAACAUUGUACUGUUUAACACACACACACUGACAUGCAUGCAACUUCAAUGUAACAAAAUGAAAAUCACUAGAGUAGGAUGCGUCACGGACGUUACCGAUCAGUAUCCUCUCGGAGACCGAGAAUUUCAGCGAAGCUUUGUGAUCAUGCAUGAACAAGAUAUGUCUUGGGAGGCAGAAGCCGAGACUGUUUUAUCGUGACUCGUACAAAUAACAUAGGCGUCAGGAUUCUAUCGAACGUAAUUUAUUUUAGUUAUUGAACUGGUUUAAGAUGUAAAUACAGAUUUGGGCCUCGAACUCAGUGCUUAAAAAGCUGUUACAGUAUUGCACAUCACAUUGUUCAUUGUUGCUCAAGUAUAUUCUUUCAAUUAAUGCAUGAUUAAAUUUCUCAUUGUCGAAGUCUUUUCAAAGUGUACUCGGUGUAGACUUAUAAAUCCUAAACUGUUCUUGUAUUUAUUUUUAGGGUCCAGUCAUAAGUAAUAGCCUGGAUGGGGGCAGGGGCUUGGACUCUGUUGGCGACGACUAAUUCCC
Molecule: messenger RNA, 2685 nt
Organism: Pocillopora meandrina
Lineage: Eukaryota; Metazoa; Cnidaria; Anthozoa; Scleractinia; Pocilloporidae
Source: the annotation of a GenBank genome assembly